Messenger RNA from Corticium candelabrum, 1519 nucleotides. Its product is annotated as cysteine protease ATG4C-like. The record is from RefSeq and is a predicted model, not a curated record. NCBI's taxonomy places the organism in Eukaryota, Metazoa, Porifera, Homoscleromorpha, Homosclerophorida, Plakinidae. The coding region runs from base 19 to 1380 and encodes 453 amino acids. Gene Ontology annotation, molecular function: protein-phosphatidylethanolamide deconjugating activity. The transcript has 10 exons.
UUCACAUUUGCGAUUAGGAUGGAGGAUAUUCGACGCUCCAAGCUAAAAAGUCGUUUUCGAUCAAUGUGGAACAACGUUCGUUUUGUGUGGACUCUACCAACUACCACCAACUUCUCACGCACUCCCAUUUGGCUCCUCGGUCGUUACUAUCACGCAGAGAAUACCGCUGAGUUAUCGCCGCUUGAUGAUCAGGAGGACUGGCAGCACUUCCGGGAUUUCCGAAUGGAUUUUAGUUCGAGGCCUUGGCUCACGUAUCGCAAUGAGUUUCCGCGCUUGGAGGGUACGAGUAUUACGAGUGAUGCUGGGUGGGGAUGUAUGUUGCGCAGUGGACAGAUGUUGUUGGCUGAGACGCUUGUGAGGCAUUUUUUGGGAAGAGAUUGGCGUGUUCAGAGAUCAAGCUCAGAGGACAUGUCGACAUACAGAGAACUGCUGCGGUGGUUUGCUGAUGUGCCAAGCGAACGAUCUCCCUUUGGAGUGCACUCACUAGUCAGUUUCAGUGUCAAAAAAGGACGAUGUGCAGGCCAGUGGUUUGGUCCUGCUCAAGUGUCAUAUCUCAUCCGAGAUAGCAUAAAUCUCAGUCACACAAUGUUUCACAAGUUGAAAUCAAUAACAGUUUACGUAGCUCAAGACUGUACAGUGUACAAGAAAGAUGUAGAAGACUUGCUGGAGAAAGGCAAAGAUGAACGAGGCGACAUAGACUGUGCUGUGCUCGUGUUGAUUCCCAUUCGUUUGGGAGGAGAAUCGUUAAAUGAAAUGUAUUUCCCUUGCAUCAAGGGGUUGCUGUCGAUGGAUUGGAGUGUUGGAAUUAUGGGAGGACGGCCGACUCAUUCUCUUUUCUUUGUUGGAUGGCAAGAUGACAAGCUGAUAUAUCUCGAUCCUCAUUAUUGUCAGAGUAUCGUCGAUGUGCAGCAAGACGACUUUCCUCUGAAGUCGUUUCAUUGCGCUGAGCCAAGACGAGUUUCUCUGAGUCGUAUAGAUCCUUCAUGCACGUUAGCGUUUUACUGCAAAGAUAAGACGGAAUUUCAGAAAUGGUGUCAUGAUGCGGAACCGAUGAUUAUUCCUCCAAAGCAGCGUGACCGAUACCCUUUCUUCACGUUUCACCACGGAAGAUGCUCAGACGUAUUGGGUGGUAUGACUCCACCACCAGCUCAGUUGUCAUCAUCGUCUCAUAGCACCCAAUCUACGGAUCAUCAUCAUACAGGAAGUCACACACAACCAACGCAAAUACAAACAUACUCACUGCAUCUUCAUGCACCCGGUGAUUCCGUUCCACUUAGGAUGAUGGGUAUGUAUAGUAAUGAUGCCGAGUAUGACAGUUUUGUUGUCGUAGACAAGACGGAUGGAAGAACAGACAAAUAUGAUGAGAGCGAUGUGAGUUAGCUGUAGAAUUGUAACAUUCGUAAAGUACAGUGUGCGGUCUUUAUUAUUAUCAGUGCUAGUAUCUAUGUUUCUAUUGAAUAGGGUUAUGUUUUAUAUUGGUAAAGAGAUUGCUAGCAAGACUCAAUUCGGGUUAACCUCA